Molecule: messenger RNA, 2989 nt
Organism: Toxotes jaculatrix (banded archerfish)
Lineage: Eukaryota; Metazoa; Chordata; Actinopteri; Toxotidae
Gene: slc30a6
Product: solute carrier family 30 member 6
Exons: 16
Coding region: 6-1772 (588 amino acids)
Biological process (GO): transmembrane transport; monoatomic cation transport
Cellular component (GO): membrane
Molecular function (GO): monoatomic cation transmembrane transporter activity
Source: RefSeq, a predicted model, not a curated record
UCAAAAUGGCAAUGGACGGAAUGAUGUCCACGUCCUCGGGUCUGUCUUAUCACAAUGCUGGGGACUUUUACCCCCGAAAGUUCGGCCCUAAGCCGGACGUGGUGCCGUCCGGGGUGACCGAGAGAAAGGUGGGCCCGCUGGAUAAACCUGAUAUGGUGUCGGUGGACGUGAUUAACAUCAAGGAUUCAGACGUCCCCAUGCACAGGAAGAAGCACGAGCACGACACAUAUGUCUUGGGCACCAUCCAUCCAUUCAGGAAGACACACAGAUCCGUUCUGGGGAAACUCCUGCAAGAAUUCAGACUGGUUGCUUCAGAUAGACGAUCCUGGAGGAUCCUGUUGUUCGGAUCACUCAACCUGCUGUGUACCGGCUGUCUGCUGAUGUGGUGCAGCUCCACCAACAGCAUGGCCCUGACUGCCUACACAUACCUGACCAUCUUCGACCUCUUCAGUUUGAUCACCUGUCUCAUCAGCUCCUGGGUGACCAUGAAGAAGCCCAGUCAGGUCUACUCCUUUGGGUUUGAAAGACUGGAGGUCUUGGCAGUUUUUGCCUCCACUGUUCUCGUCCAAUUGGGAGCUUUGUUCAUCCUGAAGGAAAGUGUGGAGCGCUUCAUGGAGCAGCCUGAGGUCCAUACAGGUCGUCUGUUGGUCGGGACGUUCGUCGCUCUGUUCUUCAACCUGUUGACUUUGCUGUCUGUCAGGAACAAACCGUUUGCCUACGUCUCAGAAGGUACAGUCACCUCCCUCCCACUCAGACCAGUUCCUCGCAGUGGUUGUUCUUACUGGGAGUGUUUGUUAGUGACUGAUCUGAGCCGCAGUUUGUGCGGCAUCGUUCCAGGUCUCAGCAGUGUGCUGCUGCCUCGUAUGAACCCAUUUGUCCUGAUCAACAUGGCAGGAGCUCUGUCCCUCUGCAUCACCUACAUGCUCAUAGAAAUCAAUAACUAUAAUGCGGUGGACACAGCGUCAGCAGUCGCCAUUGCUCUCAUGACCUUCGGCACCAUGUAUCCCAUGAGCGUCUACAGUGGCAAAGUGCUGCUGCAGACGACGCCCUCGCACAUCAUCGGCCAGCUGGACAAACUGCUGAGAGAGGUGUCGACUCUGGACGGAGUGCUAGAGGUUCGCAACGAGCACUUCUGGACUGUUGGCUUCGGGUCUCUGGCCGGCUCCGUUCACGUUCGUAUCCGUCGUGAUGCCAACGAGCAGCUGGUUCUGGCUCACGUCACCAACCGGCUGCUGCCGCUCGUCUCCACGCUGACCGUCCAGAUCUUCAAGGACGACUGGACCAGACCUCUCCUCACCGGGGCCCUGUCCUCCUCCUCCCCCUCUGUUCCCCCUCUAGGCCUGGCUGAAGGCUACGCCCCCCUGUCCUCCUCCUCUCUGCCUCCUCUCCUGUCCUCAGGAGGAGAGCUGGACCCGCUGACCUCCACGCCCUCCAAACCCAGCAGCCCUCCUCCGGAGUUCUCCUUUGACACACCGGGGAGAAACGUGCAGCCGGUGGUCCUCCCUGCUCCAGGACACCACACCCACAGACCCUAUGGCGGCCUGGGACUCGCCUACGGUGCAUCUCCCUACACGGGGAUGCUGAAUCAGGGCUUAGGGCAGCCCGGUGGCGGGCUGGGACUGGGUGUGCAGGGUCUGGGGACUGGUUUUGGACUGGGUGUAGGGGUGCCUUCAUCUCAGAGUUACAGAACUCCCUUUGGAGCGUCCACGGCACCGCUCCGGUUUGGAACGAACAACCCUCUGUCUUCACAGUACAGACAGUACCGACCCUGACCGUGCUGAGCCGGGCCAGCACUGUUUCGGUACUUUCACAUACUUGAUUGAUUCCUGGUAGCUCAGGUCAGAUAUCCAGACGCUGAUGAGACUGAUUUCCUGCCCGGGCUGGACGACAACACGGAAACUUUAGAGACCGAAGCUCGUUGUGUGAGUUUGAUCCCGACUUCAGAGGAAACACAGACUGUAUGUGGAAUCAUUUACUGACGGAGGGACCAAGAGUUUGACUGUGGCUGGAUUUGGGAUGUUUGUUGUUGUUGUUGUUUUUUUUUUAAUAUAAUUGGGAUCUUGGGAAACAGCAUCUUCAUGGGACUGACUGUGAAGUUUUUAUUUUCUAACAUAAAAAGCUGUGAGGAAACUUUGUGAUUCGUGGUACAGAUGUUUUAAAUUCAGAGGCAGGGAGGUCAAAGGUCAAAGGUGAUGACACAUUAACAAUAUUGUUGUGUUUUAUUAAAGGUGAUUAUAUGAUAAAGAGGGAAAGAGAAAUAAGUUGACCUUAAAACUGUUGUUCCAGUGUCACAGCAACAAAACCUGGAUUCAGAAAUUCAAAUUCAAAUUCAGCAGUUUGACGGACAGAGACACGGACAGAGACACAGACAGAGACACGGACAGAGAGUCAAACAUGAAUGAACAGAGUCUCUGAAAAAACUCAAUUUAAGAAUGUUUCAUGUUUGAACUGACAAUUAUUCCGAUAAACUGCAGAUUCUUAAAUGAUUGUUCGGUCAUUUCUCAGAAAAUCGUUAAAAAAAAAUUCCCUGAAGUUGACGUCUUGUUUUCUAUGAGUCUAAAAUGUGUCCUGUGGACACAGAGUCCAUCAGCAGCAGCUCUGAGGACGUCGUCUCCCUCUGACCUGUCUCGUCCUGCUCUGCUCUGUCCUCCUCUGAAGGUUUAAACACUCUUUACUCUGCACAGACUGUAACCUCUGCUGGGAGUGAAUCUCUGACUGGGAUGUGGAUGGAUUGAUGAUUGAUUGAUUUUGAUAUAUAUUUGUACCUGAUCGGGGCUGAGUGUGGUCUUACUCCUUCCUCACAGGUUGGUGGUAGAGUGGAGCAACCUGCUGCUUUUCCAUGAACGUGUCAGAGAAACGUUGGCUCAGAUCUGAUGCUGAGUGUAAAACACAGAUCAGACUGAGCCUCAGCCCUAACGAGUCAUGUUCCCUGUAUGUUUAUUUAAAAGGAACGACUGCGACCUGGUUAUUAAAACCUGUCUCCAGCUUC